AAAUACAGUUGUUUCCUCUGAAACAAAAGUGUGUAAUGGCAGACAGCUAGUUACUUGUGUGAGCGCGUCAGAAAUUAUGGCUUAUUUUGUCCAAGUAGUUACGAGACAUAACCUUUCGAAGGCAUGCAGUAUCACGAACAAGCUCAUAGAUAUAAAGUUACUUUCAAAGCAGCAUAUUCGACAUCUUCCCAGGUGGUCCCACAGAAGACCUAUUCGAGUUAUUUAUGGAGAAGAUUUAAGCAACGACCAGGUUAAUUAUGAAAAGAAAUUGAAAAUUGAAAGAGAGAGCAUUCAGUCUCUAACGAAGGACCAGGAAGAUCUGCUUGAAAAUGCGGAUAUGACAGUUAAGGAUAAGGAAACUGUAAUUGAUAUUACUAAAUCAAUUAAUACUUCCUUUUACAAAUCUACCGCAAACGUAAAUUAUGAUACUAAACAUACAAAGCUUGAAUCAAAGCUGCACAGUACUUGGGAUCAUGUAAGUGAUGAACCGAAGGUAUCUAAGGUAGAAAAGUCUCAAAAGAGUAACCUACAGUCAAAUACGAGAAAGGGGCGGAAGUUGGAGGCAAAGCUGGAAAGGAAAACCAUUAAAGUGAAAGAGAGUGCUGUCAGAGCAGGAGUACCUGUGUAUACCAAGUUACAAGAUAAUGAUCCUAAAUUUAGCAAUGCUAUGUUAAUUGCAAAGUCAAAAAACAGGAAGAAGAAAAGAAGUCUCAUUGUUCUUGAGGGGAAAAGAUUAAUUAAGGAUGCUAUAGAAGCAGGUUAUGUUCCCCAGAUGGUUUUCUUCAGUAGAGUUAAAGAUGCUGGAGAUCUCCAUCUUCCUGAUGGUGUUCAGUUGUAUAAAAUUUCAUACAAAUCAAUUUCAUUGUGGUCAGACGUAACCACAUCACCUGGAAUUUUGGGUAUUUUAGAAACCCCAUCUGUUGACAAAAAGAAGCCUGGGAAAGAUGCCUUGCCUUUAACAAUUAUCUGCGACAAUAUUCGUGAUCCUGGAAAUUUGGGCACCAUUCUGAGAGCAGCUGCAGGAGUAGGCUGCCAGAAAGUGAUCCUUACAAAAGGAUGUGUUGACCUCUGGGAGCCAAAGGUGUUAAGGAGUGGUGCAGGAUCCCAUUUUCGAACUGCGAUUGUCAGUGGUGUAGAAUGGAAUGAAAUAGAGAGACACGUGGAUAGUGAAGCUAGUGUGUUUCUUGCUGACAACAGUGGACAGAUUCUGGAUGACAUCCAAGAAAAGGAAGAAGAAGAAAAUGUUGACAACUCCAAUGAAUUAAUACGUGGAGAUGAAGUGAAUGUAGAAAUUUUAGAAUCUCUGAUGUACAAAAACAGGCUAAGCAGUAUUCCUGUUAUACCAUACUUUGCUGUUGACUAUGCAAAUCAGAUUUCUGUCAUAUUAAUAAUUGGUGGGGAGACCGAAGGUUUAAGCAUUGAUGCAUUCAGAUUGGCCUCUGAUAGAUGUGGUGUCAGACUUAAUGUUCCAUUGAGUAAUAAUGUUGAAAGUCUUAAUUCUGGUACAGCCUUGGGCAUUAUUGUAUUUGAAAUAAAAAGACAGUUUCUGUCAAAAUUCCACCUGAAAGUUGGGGAAAGAAGUGAAGACAUGGAGAAAAUUCAUGUGCCUAAUGUGUAAUGCACUCUUGUCUCUCAGUGGCGUAACUAUAUUUGUAGUUCAUAAAUAAUAAAAGAAGUUUUUCUUGUAA
This is a messenger RNA of Zootermopsis nevadensis, 1688 nucleotides long. RefSeq names its product rRNA methyltransferase 3, mitochondrial. NCBI's taxonomy places the organism in Eukaryota, Metazoa, Arthropoda, Insecta, Blattodea, Termopsidae. Gene Ontology annotation, molecular function: RNA methyltransferase activity; RNA binding. Gene Ontology annotation, biological process: RNA processing. The record is from RefSeq and is a predicted model, not a curated record.